AGUAUAAAUACCAGAACUACAAGCUCGAAAAAACCAGAAGUAAAUUCACCAUGGCCAACCUUAAAGCUGUUUUCCUCAUCUGCAUUGUUGCAUUUAUUGCAUUCCAUUGCGUAGUAGCCGAACCUACUGCCGAAGAUUCCGUUAUGGUUAAACGCAGUAUUGGUAGCGCGUUUAAAAAAGCCCUCCCCGUUGCAAAGAAGAUUGGUAAGGCCGCCCUACCCAUUGCAAAGGCUGCCCUACCCGUUGUAGCCGAUCUUGUAGGAUAAUGUAUUCCUAUGCUGUAUUUAAAGCGAAAUGACGUAAAAAUAUCCUUUGAAAAGUCAUAAAUAAUAAAAUUAUCAAAAUAUAGCUUGAAAAAAAAAAA
Molecule: messenger RNA, 364 nt
Organism: Ceratitis capitata (Mediterranean fruit fly)
Lineage: Eukaryota; Metazoa; Arthropoda; Insecta; Diptera; Tephritidae
Product: ceratotoxin-A-like
Exons: 2
Coding region: 51-266 (71 amino acids)
Source: RefSeq, a predicted model, not a curated record